Messenger RNA from Dermatophagoides farinae (American house dust mite), 2018 nucleotides. The record is from RefSeq and is a predicted model, not a curated record. Lineage: Eukaryota; Metazoa; Arthropoda; Arachnida; Sarcoptiformes; Pyroglyphidae.
GAAUUAUACGCAUGCGUAGAAAGAUGCCGGCAUCUGUAUUGUGCCGGCUUGUAUGUUGAUGAUGAUGAUGGUGAAUUGAAGAACUACGUUUCAGAUGAUGAGUGUGGUGGUUUGGUUGUUUCGCGCUAUUCACACAAACACUCAUCGCGUAUCUAUUCGAUUUCGAUUUUCCUUUAUUCAUCAUCAUCCUAUCUUGCUUGGAUUGACUUUAUUGCAACGUUUUUUUUUAAAUAAAAAAUCAUCUUUAUUAUUGCAUAGUUGCAUAAUAUUUCAUCAUUUUUAAUUUUGGAACUUUUUUGGGUUUUCUUCGUUUCAAAACAACAUAUUUCCAGGUGUCUUUGUAUAUAUCUCUAAUAGAAUCAAUUAAUUGUAAUCACAUACGUUGAUUAAAUGGUAUGACAUUAUCAUCGCCAUCGUCAUCAUCAAUGAUUCCAAAUCAUCAUCAGACAUUUCGAAAAAUGCCUGUCAAAAUUAACUAUAAUUCCAACAAUCGGUAUUCACCGUUACCAGCAUCAUCAUCAUCAUCAUUCGAUAUGUUUUUUAAUGAAGAUUUUAGUGUCGAUCCAACCGAUAUCGAUGUUACAGAUAUAACGAAUUCAUUUUGUUUUGAAGAAAUAUGGAGUAAUUUUAUACCUACACCACCACAAUCACCACCAUUCAUAUUGGAUUGUUGUGAAGAUUUACUUAAUGAUGAAAAGAUGCAUCUAGAUGAAGAAAUUGGUAAAAAUGUGAUUGCACAUGAUUGUAUGUGGUCAGGACAAUGUAGUGAACAUAAAUGUAAAUCAUCCACAUAUAGCCUGAAUGGCAUUACCAAUAUGAAUAGCAACAACAACAGUAAAUCAAUGGCAACAUUUUUUAGGCCUGGAACACCAUUCAAUCUAUCGACAUCGCCACAAAGCGCAUUCAAUUAUAUUCAUUCUUGUGAUUUGAAUAUGAAUGAAAAUUAUACAGUCGAUGAUGAUAAUAAUCAACAACAACAUGAUCAACAACAACAACAACAAUCAUCAAAUACCGUAACAAGUGGUAAUGUUUAUGCAAUGACCAAUGAUCAUUCAUAUGGUUCAUCACAACAACAACAACAGCAGCAGAAAAUUACGAUUAUGUCUGAUUUGAAUGAAAAAAGUCUCAUACAUAAAGAUACGAAAAGCAUAUACAGGAAACCAAUGGAAAAUAAAUCGAUUGGUCAGCCGAGAAUGUCUAAAAUGCGAUGUAAAAAAUUGUCGAAUAGCAAUCGCAAACAUCAACAACAACAGCAACAAACAUCAUCUAGUAGUUCUUUGUUGAAUAAUAAUGCCGUGUCAUCAUCAAAUAACAGCGUCAUCAAAACAACAUUAGUAUCGUCAUCAUCAUCUAGUAAUAUAAAAAAUUUUCAACCGCUUAAAAGAAAAAAUCCCAACACUAUUGUUCAACAUCCAACAUCAAUUUCGACAUCAUCGAAUUUAUCACGUGUAAUUCAUGUAAAAAAUUUGGCCACCACAUCAUCAGCAGCCGUAAACCUUAUUUCGAAUUUACAAUUAAAUAGUCCCGCAUGUUCUGAUUCGGAAGAAAGUAGUCUAUCAUUUUUAUCAGGUGAUGGUUGUGAACAAAAAUUGAAUGGUGGUGGAUCAUCACCACCGGUAAAACGACGUGAACAUAAUGAUUCGGAACGUAAACGUCGUGAUCAUUUGAGAAAUUCAUUCAAUAAUUUACGAGAUCAGAUACCAAAAUUGAAAACAUCACAGAAAAGGCCACCAAGAAUUAUGAUAUUACAUGAAGCAACAAAUUAUGUACAGGAUUUGAUCCAUGAAAAUGAACAAUUAGAACAUGAACAUCGUAUUGAGAUUGAAAAACGGAAUCGUUUAAUGGAAAUAUUGAGAAGGUGUAAUGAAUCUUCAACAUAAAUAACAUCACAAUUAACCAAUUUGAUGAUACAUUAGACCGUACCACUGAAUCCACAUUAUACACAUCUAUUCGUUAUUUGUCGUGUACUUGAGCAAUCUUGUUCUUUAAAAAAAAGAUAAUAAUAAUUUUUCAUCUCA